AUGUCGAACCUCGCAACCUUUCUUGGUCGAAUGGGACGGAGAAGACCAAUCUGGAUUAGUCUUCUGAUUGCUGGCGUCGUUCUAUAUCUCUUCGGGGGUGGAAGCGCACCUUCAACACCACAUGAGAUUAACACCAGCAAACUAAAUCUCACCUCAAAACGUUACGCAUUUGCAACUCUCCUUACCAGCGAUGAUGAUUCCUACUUCACAGCAACGAGGGUAUUGUCAUAUCAGUUGCUCUCGGACCAGGAAACAAAAACAAAUCACUCAAUUCCUUUCGUGGUGAUGGUUACGAAAUUAGUCCCCAAGCAUCAACGCCAGCGACUUGCUCUGGAUGGAGCAACCGUAGUAUAUGUCGAGGACGUUCCUCUUCCAUGGUGGAUUCGACAACGACUCCGACGACCCUCGCGCUUUGGAGACCAGUUCACCAAACUUCGGAUCUUCCAAAUGCUGGAGUAUGAUCUCGUGCUCUAUCUAGAUGCAGACACGCUUCUCAUGAAAUCACUAGAUGGAGUUUUCAAUGACGAGGCUUGCAAGCCAUCAGAUACUCAGACAACAAAUCCAUCGUUCUUUGAAAACGAUCGACCUCUCGUCCCGCCAGCCCAGUACGUCUUUGCCGCAAGGCCAGAUAAUGGAAGAUCUAACGACGGCUCAAAUGGUGGUAACUAUGAGCAUCCAAUCCCUCCGAUGGAGAGGGAUCAAUUAAGUGCUGGGUUCUGGGUUGCGGCACCAUCAAAUGAGUUAUUCAACUAUUACAUGUCCGUGAUGCAAAGCUCGACAUAUGGACUCUUCCGACCUUUUGAUCCGCAAUUUAUGGAACAAGCAAUGUUUGAUUAUACCCAUCGUAGGGAUGGCCGUAUGCCUUGGAAAUCCCUCAACUACACCUGGAGUGCUACUUUUCCGGGCAUUCAGGAUAUCACCGCAGGAGUAGCGAGUCUUCAUGAUAAAUUUUGGAUACAUGGUCCUGAUCAGUUGACGGCGAGGUGGAAGAAGAAGAAAGAGGAGAUGGAGUCGCUACAUGGGAAAUGA
This is a messenger RNA of Glarea lozoyensis ATCC 20868, 1029 nucleotides long. Its product is annotated as Nucleotide-diphospho-sugar transferase. NCBI's taxonomy places the organism in Eukaryota, Fungi, Ascomycota, Leotiomycetes, Helotiales, Helotiaceae. Gene Ontology annotation, molecular function: glycosyltransferase activity. The transcript has a single exon. The coding region runs from base 1 to 1029 and encodes 342 amino acids. The record is from RefSeq and is a predicted model, not a curated record. Gene Ontology annotation, biological process: protein N-linked glycosylation.